This is a messenger RNA of Bipolaris oryzae ATCC 44560, 864 nucleotides long. RefSeq lists its product as uncharacterized. The coding region runs from base 1 to 864 and encodes 287 amino acids. The record is from RefSeq and is a predicted model, not a curated record. The transcript has 3 exons. Lineage: Eukaryota; Fungi; Ascomycota; Dothideomycetes; Pleosporales; Pleosporaceae.
AUGACAGAUGUUGAGCAACAGGCGCCUGUCGAGGGCACACCGCUCGAGGAUGUAGAGAUGGAAGGCGCAGCUGAUGCUGGCGCUGGUGCACAAGAAGGUGCAGGCGAAGAGACGGCUUUGGCUGAUAUUGAGCCUGAAGCGCCCAAGCUAGUAUUAUUCUCAGACCUGAUCAAGAGUCCAAUCGUGGAAGUCGUUGUUGGAUCCGGAGAAGCUCGCACCACAUACUCAGCACACGAGGCUGUUCUUGUCAAGUCGCCCGAGUUUGGCAAACAUGUGGAGAAGUUUGCGCCAGGAGGGCCGCGUCAAAUUGUCUAUUCAGACUGCGACAUAGACGCCAUGGGUUCCGUAGUCGAGUACCUCUACACGGGCGAAUACUUCCCCAAGAAGACGUCAUCCGCACGCGACGCCUCGCUAGAAAAGGACCCGCGCCAACCCGAAAUCGACCACGAGGGCGUCGGCCUCCUCGUCCACGCCCGCAUCUACACGCUCGCCGAGCGCCUCCAACUCCCCGAGCUCAAAUCCCUCGCCCACUCCAAGAUCCACCGUACUGCCUCGACGGCAAAAGGUGAACUCGCAUACGCCCGCUACGUCUACAAGGAAUCAGACCCAGAAGACGCGACUAUCCGCAAGCCCGUCGCGGCCUUUUGGGCUACACGCAGCUACAGCCUGCGCCACGAUGCAGAGCCAGAGUUUAAAGCAAUGUGUCUCGAGUUCCCGCAGUUCUCGUAUGAUGUGCUGCAGCUGGUGCUGGAUCAGAGGGAGAAGAAGAAGAGUAGUGGGGAGGAUACGCCGGUGAGGAGUAGUGGGGGACCGAGUGUAGUGCCGGGGAGUACGAGGAAGAGGGCGAGGGUUAGUCAAGUGUAG